Messenger RNA from Rhinolophus ferrumequinum (greater horseshoe bat), 3200 nucleotides. It is a transcript of the gene RBM25, whose product is annotated as RNA binding motif protein 25. Gene Ontology annotation, molecular function: mRNA binding. Gene Ontology annotation, biological process: mRNA processing; regulation of alternative mRNA splicing, via spliceosome. The coding region runs from base 271 to 2859 and encodes 862 amino acids. The transcript is spliced from 20 exons. Gene Ontology annotation, cellular component: spliceosomal complex. The record is from RefSeq and is a predicted model, not a curated record. Lineage: Eukaryota; Metazoa; Chordata; Mammalia; Chiroptera; Rhinolophidae.
GUGCACGCCGGGCAAGAGGAAGACCUCCAGAAGCUCCCCGCGCAGCGCGGCUGUGUUUGCGUUGCGGCCUGUGCGAGUAGUUGCUUCGGAACCAGUCUCUUGGCGAGCGGUGCGCAGAAACCUCGAACCGGUGGAGCCCACUCGUAACCUGGAGCCCAGAAAACCGCGAAGACAGUACCGUUUUCUCGGCGGCGGGAGUCUAUCCUGAACUUAGAUGGUGUACAUUUUGGGAACUUAUUUUAGAAAAGAUCUAAGUUUUAAAAAUUCUCAAUGGACAGACAGAGAAAAGAGGGUCUUUGCCAACUCCUUUGGAGUGCUGCAGUAAGAAUGUCUUUUCCCCCUCAUUUGAAUCGCCCUCCCAUGGGAAUCCCAGCACUCCCACCAGGGAUCCCACCCCCACAGUUUCCUGGCUUUCCUCCGCCUGUACCUCCAGGGACCCCAAUGAUUCCUGUGCCAAUGAGCAUUAUGGCUCCUGCUCCAACUGUCUUAGUACCGACUGUGUCCAUGGUUGGAAAGCAUUUGGGAGCAAGAAAAGAUCAUCCAGGCUUAAAGACUAAAGAAAAUGAUGAAAAUUGUGGUCCCACUACUACUGUUUUUGUUGGCAACAUUUCUGAGAAAGCCUCAGACAUGCUUAUAAGACAGCUCCUUGCUAAAUGUGGCUUGGUUUUGAGCUGGAAGAGAGUACAAGGUGCAUCUGGAAAACUUCAAGCCUUCGGAUUCUGUGAGUAUAAGGAGCCUGAAUCUACCCUCCGUGCACUCAGGUUAUUGCAUGACCUACAGAUUGGAGAGAAGAAACUACUUGUUAAAGUUGAUGCAAAGACAAAGGCACAACUGGAUGAGUGGAAAGCAAAGAAGAAAGCUUCUAAUGGGAAUGCUAGGCCAGAAACUGUCACUAAUGAUGAUGAAGAAGCUUUAGAUGAAGAAACAAAGAGAAGGGAUCAGAUGAUCAAAGGGGCCAUUGAAGUUUUAAUACGUGAAUACUCCAGUGAGCUCAAUGCCCCUUCACAAGAAUCUGACUCUCAUCCCAGGAAGAAGAAGAAGGAAAAGAAGGAGGACAUUUUCCGCAGAUUUCCAGUGGCACCACUGAUCCCUUAUCCACUCAUCACUAAGGAGGAUAUAAAUGCUAUAGAAAUGGAAGAAGACAAAAGAGACCUGAUAUCCCGAGAGAUCAGCAAAUUCAGAGACACACACAAGAAACUGGAAGAAGAGAAAGGCAAAAAAGAAAAAGAAAGACAGGAAAUUGAGAAAGAACGGAGAGAAAGAGAAAGGGAGCGUGAAAGGGAACGAGAAAGGCGAGAACGGGAACGAGAAAGGGAAAGAGAACGUGAACGAGAAAAGGAGAAGGAACGGGAGCGGGAACGAGAACGGGAUAGGGAUCGUGACCGGACAAAGGAGAGAGAUCGAGAUCGUGAUCGAGAGAGAGAUCGUGACCGUGAUCGGGAAAGGAGCUCAGAUCGAAAUAAAGAUCGGAGUCGAUCAAGAGAAAAGAGCAGAGAUCGUGAAAGGGAACGAGAGCGGGAAAGAGAGCGAGAGAGAGAACGGGAACGAGAAAGAGAACGUGAGAGAGAGAGAGAGCGAGAAAGGGAACGGGAGCGUGAAAGAGAGAAAGACAAGAAGAGAGACCGAGAAGAGGAUGAAGAAGAUGCAUACGAACGAAGGAAACUUGAAAGAAAACUCCGAGAAAAAGAAGCUGCUUAUCAAGAGCGCCUUAAAAAUUGGGAAAUCAGAGAACGGAAGAAAACCCGAGAGUAUGAGAAAGAGGCUGAAAGAGAAGAAGAAAGAAGAAGAGAAAUGGCAAAAGAAGCUAAACGACUAAAAGAAUUCUUAGAAGAUUAUGAUGAUGAUAGAGAUGACCCCAAAUAUUACAGAGGAAGUGCUCUUCAGAAAAGGUUGCGUGAUAGGGAAAAGGAAAUGGAAGCAGAUGAACGAGAUAGGAAAAGAGAGAAGGAAGAGCUAGAGGAAAUUAGGCAGCGCCUUCUGGCAGAAGGGCACCCGGAUCCAGAUGCAGAGCUCCAGAGGAUGGAACAAGAGGCUGAGAGGCGCAGACAACCACAAAUAAAGCAAGAACCAGAAUCAGAGGAAGAGGAAGAAGAAAAACAAGAAAAAGAAGAAAAACGAGAGGAACCCAUGGAAGAGGAAGAAGAGCCGGAGCAGAAGCCCUGUCUCAAACCAACUUUGAGACCCAUCAGUUCUGCCCCGUCUGUUUCCUCUGCCAGUGGCAAUGCAACCCCCAACACUCCUGGGGAUGAGUCUCCCUGUGGUAUUAUCAUUCCUCAUGAAAAUUCGCCAGAUCAGCAACAACCUGAGGAGCAUAGGCCAAAAAUAGGACUAAGUCUUAAACUGGGUGCUUCCAAUAGUCCUGGUCAACCUAAUUCUGUGAAGAGAAAGAAACUCCCUGUAGAUAGUGUCUUUAACAAAUUUGACGACGAAGACAGUGAUGAUGUACCCCGAAAAAGAAAACUGGUUCCCCUGGAUUAUGGUGAAGAUGAUAAAAAUGCUGCCAAAGGCACUGUAAACACUGAAGAAAAGCGCAAACAUAUUAAGAGUCUCAUUGAGAAAAUCCCUACAGCCAAACCUGAGCUCUUUGCUUAUCCCCUGGAUUGGUCUAUUGUGGAUUCUAUACUGAUGGAACGACGAAUUAGACCGUGGAUUAAUAAGAAAAUUAUAGAAUACAUAGGUGAAGAAGAAGCUACAUUAGUUGAUUUUGUUUGUUCUAAGGUUAUGGCUCAUAGUUCACCUCAGAGCAUUUUAGAUGAUGUUGCCAUGGUACUUGAUGAAGAAGCAGAAGUUUUUAUAGUCAAAAUGUGGAGGUUAUUGAUAUAUGAAACAGAAGCCAAGAAAAUAGGUCUUGUGAAGUAAAACUCUCUUUACACUUAGAGUUACAUUUCAGAUAUCUUCUUUCCCAUCCUUCAAAGGACUCUGAAUUUUUCUUUGUCUUCAAAGACAUUUGUGAGAUCUGUAAUUUUUUUUUUAAAUGUAGAAAAUGUGAAUUUUUUUUGUCCUCCAAUUUGUUGAUGCCCUGUGUACUCCCUUGGUUGUAAAGACAUCUGAAUCCUACCUUGGUUCUCUUUAUACUCACCAGGUACAAAUUACUGGUAUGUUUUAUAAGCCGCAGCUACUGUACACAGCCUAUCUGAUAUAAUCUUGUUCUGCUGAUUUGUUCCUUGUAAAUAUUAAAAUGACUCCCCAAUUCUUUUGCA